Molecule: messenger RNA, 2786 nt
Organism: Yamadazyma tenuis ATCC 10573
Lineage: Eukaryota; Fungi; Ascomycota; Pichiomycetes; Serinales; Debaryomycetaceae
Source: RefSeq, a predicted model, not a curated record
AUCACCAACCAUGGAAGACAUCUCCCAAAGCAUGGAAAACGUUUCCCUCAUGGACGUCGAUCCGCUCAACAAAGAGAACAUCACGCCCAUGCACUCGCCCAACUCCAAACGUCAAUCCCCCUACAAAUCGCCAGUCUCCAGACCCUCCAUCAAGAUUUCCACAAAGACCCAGAGACUAUCAAAUGUUUGCCAACUCUAUUUCUUGGACUACUAUUGUGACAAAUUUGACUACAUUAUUAACAGAAGAGAUAGAAGUGAUAAGGUCAUGUCAUCUCUAAACCACCAAGAUGGCCUCACCCCCCAACAGAAAAACUUGGAGUGGAAGAACUACGUGAGUAGAGAAAGAGCGUAUUUGAGGAAAAAGCGGUUGAAGCCAAAACACAAAGACUUUGAGAUGAUCACCCAGGUGGGCCAAGGUGGCUAUGGUCAAGUGUUUUUGGCCAGGAAGAAGGAUACGAAAGAAAUCUGUGCUUUGAAGGUAUUGAACAAGGGUUUGUUAAUCAAGUUGAAUGAGACUAAACAUGUUUUGACUGAAAGAGACAUUUUGACCAAUACUCGUUCCGACUGGCUUGUGAAGUUGUUAUAUGCGUUCCAGGAUGCUGAAAAAGUGUUUUUGGCCAUGGAAUUUGUUCCAGGUGGUGACUUUAGAACCUUGUUGAACAAUACUGGCUACUUGAUUCCUCCACACUCCCGUUUCUACAUAAGUGAGAUGCUCUGUGCCGUGAACGCAUUACAUGAGCUUGGAUACAUUCACCGAGACUUAAAGCCUGAAAACUUCUUGAUCGACUCUAAGGGUCACAUCAAGUUGACGGACUUUGGGUUGGCUUCUGGGUCUAUUUCCAAGGAGAGAAUCGAAAGUAUGAAGUUGAAGUUGCGUGAUUUCUCGGACUACAAGACCAACUUCAACUUCGACUUGCCUUCCAUUAACAUCAACGAACGUCAGAAGAUCUUUAAGAAUUUCCAGACUUCCACCGCCAAUUUCGCCAACUCAAUUGUGGGAAGUCCUGAUUAUAUGGCUUUAGACGUGUUGGAAGGUGCCAGUUAUGACUUCACGAUUGACUACUGGUCCUUGGGGUGCAUUCUCUUUGAGAGUCUUUGUGGAUAUCCUCCGUUUAGUGGGUCUAAACAGGAAGAAACCUACUAUAACUUGAAACAUUGGGAGAAGACUUUGAGAAGACCUCAGACCAAGGAUGGAAGGUACGUGUUCAGUGACCGGACUUGGCAGUUGAUUACCAAGCUCAUUACCAAACCCAGCUUGAGGUUCAAGAACUUUAGCCAGAUUAAGAAAAUGCACUACUUCAACAAAAAAACUCCUCCCUUCACCCCCCAGUUGGACAACGAGGAGGAUGCCGGAUACUUUGAUGACUUUGAGGAUGAGGAAUCUAUGAUGAAAUAUAAAGAUGUGUUUGAAAGGCAAAAUUACAAUGAGAAGUUGUUAAUGGGAUCCAAGAAGCUCAAAAACUCCAACUUUAUUGGAUUCACGUUCAAACACAAACUGAACCCCAACAAUAAAUUCGCCGAAUUGAAUACGAAUAUGAACUCCAAUCCGUUGGCAACCUUAUACUAAUGAAUAGAUAUGUAGAGAUUAGCUUGUAUUAAUGAAUUAACUUGAAAUGAGAACUUACUUAAUUAGCAUGCAGUUAUUUUUCUAGUGCCCGGAGCCUCACAUGCCCCAUACAAAAUCUGCUCGUAUAAGGACUACAAACGUAGUGACCUGAUAUUUGACUGGUUUUAACAAAAAAAUGUGCAAUUUGCUAUGUCUCACCUGUGGUCCAAUUUUGACUCCCAUUUUUUUGAGACAUUUACCUUGUAUAUAAUUGUGAGACAUUCGUUGGACGUGAGAGUUAUCAUCAGAAUUGGAUCAGUGUCGCUGGGAGUGAACAGUCCACAUAUACUGUCAGAGAGCAAUGGGUGCAAAUACAACAUCAGUGAAUUUUUCCAAGCCAGAGGCGUUCUAAUGGUCUCUGUAUCUUAGUUUAAUAUUUGUAUCCAAAAGUACCUUAAAUAUCCACCAAUUUCCCAGCCGGGACCAUUCAUACCAUCACUACUUGAGUGCAGACAGAGAUUUAUGCCUCUUGCUUCCACACAAAGUCGUCCUCUAUCUUCUUCUCCACAAGUUGUCUGAACUCAGUAAAAUUGGCACCUGCAAUUUUGAACCCGUUAUCCAUAACUUCAAACAACUCCUGUUUGCUAAACUCACCCUUUGAAUCAGCGUAGACGAUUUUGCUUGGCUUACUAUCAACAAUCGAAAACACCAACAAAUGGUGGGAUUUUGAGUGUAUAAGGUCAGAAAGUUCAGGAGUAUUUAUAAUCAGCUUAUCCUCCAGAACAGAUUGGCUCACGCCGAUGAACGACUCAUACAAGAAGAUAUUGGAGUCCAACAAUGCAAAGUAACAGCAAUUGAUGAUGUCUGUAAAUUCAAUGUUAAAUACCUUCAAAUCGUCCACGGUAUUUUCAAAAUUGUUGAUAACGACGGCGUCAGUCUCGAGGCUCAACACCUGUACGACCACCUGGAUGAGUUGCCUGGGAUACUUGUGCCUUAUAAUGAGACUUGAUAAUAUGGAUCUCAACUUGUCAGUUAAUAGGUUUUCUCUGGUAUUGGCGGUGCCAAUCGAAGGUCUCAAUAUAAUUUCCAAACUUGCUAAAUUUGGGAGUUCCUGCUUGAUUUUGGGUUCUAUAGGACCACUCACAGACACCAACACCUUGGUACGGCCGUUGGUGAGUUCGGCAGACCCAUCCACAUUCUCCAAAACAGAUGUUCUCAAGAGCAUGGUUGAAGAAAGGUU